This is a messenger RNA of Hyposmocoma kahamanoa, 1530 nucleotides long. RefSeq lists its product as uncharacterized. The transcript has a single exon. Lineage: Eukaryota; Metazoa; Arthropoda; Insecta; Lepidoptera; Cosmopterigidae. The coding region runs from base 136 to 1530 and encodes 464 amino acids. Gene Ontology annotation, biological process: proteolysis. The record is from RefSeq and is a predicted model, not a curated record. Gene Ontology annotation, molecular function: serine-type endopeptidase activity.
UGAGAAAUAGUUUGGAUAACAAAAUAUUAUUAAAAUUAAAAAUGGUUGACUCUCAUUGGCUGUGAGGUGUCAAAUUAGAACUACAAAAGGAGAGCAUGGCAGUAAUAUAAUUUCAAUAAUGAAGAAGCUCCAUAAAUGAUGUGUAAUGAUUGGAUAAAGGAAUUCAAAGGAUGGUGUAAAUCGUUUACAAGGACAGAAAUCCUGUUGGCUAUAUUAGAAGCCAUUUUGUUAAUAAUAUGUAUUGGGUUUUUGAUUUUUUUGAUACUUCAUUUUUUAGUUUGUUCUCACAAACAGCACAAUGUCACUUCUACAUCUCCUUAUACCACCAUAACAAAUAAAACUACUAUCACUGUUGAUGAUAAUUACACACCAGAUAAGGAAACACAAACACAGAAGUUUGUGUACAUUCACAAGGGAGAAUCUUAUACAGGUGUUGUAACAAUACCACACGGCACGGGAACAGAGAAAAUCAUAUUCAUCAAUAAGGGAGUACCUUCAGAAGUUGCUGUUGUGCUACCGUACUAUGUCACGUCUAAGAAUGGAACUGCCGAGGAUGGGAGCCGAAUAACCCACAAAGACCACGGGAAAGGAACCACUAUCAGUGCGGGUACACUAAUUGAUGAAGUUAUACAUAAGAAAAUAUACAUCAAUAAGGAAGUAGCCUCUGGAAAUGCAACUGGUAUUGAGAUGUCACCAUUAGAUGGAGUAACGCAUAAGAUAGUAGUGAUCAAUAAGGAAAUAACACUGCAAGCAGAAGACAGCAAAAACCCACAAAAUGAUAAUUCAACUGAUGAUGGUGGACCGUCACAAGUUAGUGGAGAAUCACAAUAUACAACUCCUACACUUACGACGAGCGACCUUGAAUGUUCCUGGCACCCUUCCGAGAAAACUGUAGCUCCCACACAUUAUUAUUCAAAGGAUAGGGUCUCAACAUCACCUUAUUUCAUCAAACGGAAAAAGAUAAGCGAGGAAGUGAUAAAAACGGACGGCAAAGACGACACGGUCGUGGACUACGCCAGUAUGGACACAGCGAGCGAUACACCGAACGAGAAUGGCCUCGGCGGCUUCGGGAAAGAGCCGGAGCCGACGGGCCUGGACGCUCUGGCCUACGACGACCAGUCGGACGGCGAAGAGUCGCCAGCUCUGUACAAGAGCUUCGUGCUGGCUCUGGUGAAGGUGAGACCUUCCAGGGAGGUGCAGUUCGGCUGCACGCUCACCGCCGUCAGCGCCCGCUGGACGCUGACGGCGGCCAGCUGCGUGGAGGCCAUCGAGGAGGUGGACUCGCUGGACGCCUUCGUGAUGAUGGAGGGCUACGGGGAGCGCGAGCCGGGCCGCACGUACGCCGUGGCCGACGCGCGCGUGCACCCGCUGUACCAGGGCGCCAACCGCAGCCACGACCUGGCGGCGCUGCGCAGCGAGCGGCGGCUGCGGCGCGCGGGCGCGGGCGCGCGGCUGGCCGGGCUCGUGGACUACUACGCGCUCACGGCGGCCGAGCGGCUGGCGGCGCUGGGCUUCGGCGGCUUCCGGUGA